This is a messenger RNA of Triticum turgidum subsp. durum (durum wheat), 276 nucleotides long. NCBI's taxonomy places the organism in Eukaryota, Viridiplantae, Streptophyta, Magnoliopsida, Poales, Poaceae. The record is from the annotation of a GenBank genome assembly.
AUGGCCGACGCCGACCUCUACGCCGUCCUGGGGCUCAAGAGGGAGUGCUCUGACGCCGACCUCCGGCUCGCCUACCGGAGGCUCGCCAUGACCGUUCUCUUCGAUCUUGUUGUGGCAGACAUGGCAUCCGGACCGGUGCUCGGCGUCCGGCAGCUCGGCGCGCGUCCAGGGGUGCAACAAGCGGUGUUCAUCGGCGAUGGGCUCCGGAACGCCGCCAAGGGCCAGUCGUCCGGGGUCCGGCCCCGGCCGUUCAGGGUCAAGCUCCAAGGGAAGUGA